Molecule: messenger RNA, 408 nt
Organism: Paramecium tetraurelia
Lineage: Eukaryota; Ciliophora; Oligohymenophorea; Peniculida; Parameciidae
Exons: 2
Source: RefSeq, a predicted model, not a curated record
AUGUUUUCAUCUUAUCGAAAGAAAUUGUUUGAUUAGAAACUUGCUGAGUAGCAAUAAAAUCUCCAUUAAUAGAAAGAACUGAAAAUAAGAUAGAGUCGAGGUUAAAUUGAUCAAAGAGCACUCGCUACCUAUUUAGGAGCGUACAUUCAAAUGAAAUAAAUCGAGGAUUUCUUUUAUGAAUAAUGUACCAAUUAAUGCAUUGAUAUCUAAAACGAGUGGAUGAAUGAUAAGGAAAGAUAGUGUUUGACUGAUUGCAAUAGUAAAAUAACAAAAUUCACCAAAAUUGCAAAAGACAAUUAUGCAAACAUAGACGACGAAACCAAAAAGAUUGUUUCUUCUGUUUCUUCAUUGCUAAGUAGAAGAUGAUUUAUAAUAAAUUUAAUAUUUUAUAUACCAAUUAGAGAUCUU